AUGGUACUUGAUAUACUCCGGAAGGUCGCAAAGAGUGUGCUUGAAGAUGCGUUCUUCACGAUCAUGGUGGAUGAAACUACAGACGUAUCCAAUCGAGAGCAAGUUGUGCUAGUACUGAGACAUGUAGACAGUGAGCUAAAUGUGCAGGAAGAUUUCAUCGGACUGUAUGUUGUUCCAUCCAUCGAUGCUCAAACCAUCGCCAAUGUAAUUAAGGACACUAUACUACGCCUGAGACGGCAACUAUCCAAGUGCCGUGGGCAGUGCUACGGCGGAGCCAGUAAUAUGUCAGGUGCAAAGCGUGGGGUCGCCGCAAACAUCACCACAGAAGAACCAAGGGCCAUCUAUACACACUGCUAUGGACAUGCUCUCAACUUGGACGUUGGUGAUACAAUACGAGGCAGUAAAGUUUUACGGGACACACUGGACGCAGUACGUGAGAUUUCUAAGCUUGUGAAGUUCUCACCCAAACGUGACAGGCGGUUUGAAGAACUGAGAAAGGAGAUGAGACCCGACACACCUGCAUUUAGAGUGUUGUGCCCGACUAGAUGGACUGUUAGGGCAGAGUGUUUGAAAAGUGUCUUAGACAAUUAUUCCGUUCUCCAGAAAUUGUGGGAUACCACCUAUGAGACCACAAAAGACACUGAGACCAGAGCGCGCAUUCUUGGUGUGAAGCGUCAGAUGGCCUCAUUUGACUUUCUUUAUGGUGUGACACUUAGGUAUAAAUUGUAA
Messenger RNA from Mya arenaria, 729 nucleotides. Its product is annotated as zinc finger MYM-type protein 1-like. The record is from RefSeq and is a predicted model, not a curated record. NCBI's taxonomy places the organism in Eukaryota, Metazoa, Mollusca, Bivalvia, Myida, Myidae. The transcript has a single exon. Bases 1 to 729 code for a protein of 242 amino acids.